Molecule: messenger RNA, 3517 nt
Organism: Epinephelus fuscoguttatus (brown-marbled grouper)
Lineage: Eukaryota; Metazoa; Chordata; Actinopteri; Perciformes; Serranidae
Gene: ccr8.2
Product: cabz01093075.1
Exons: 3
Coding region: 142-1308 (388 amino acids)
Biological process (GO): G protein-coupled receptor signaling pathway; immune response; chemotaxis
Cellular component (GO): membrane
Molecular function (GO): chemokine receptor activity
Source: RefSeq, a predicted model, not a curated record
CUUUUUCAUUUCUGGUGCACAGUACAUAAUGAGCUUGCAUGCACAGCUGAUAAUUUCUUUGAUCUGGCCGUCCGUCACAGCAUCUUGUGAUCCAGAAUUCACAUCACUGUCAGCUAUCUUGUUAACGUCACUGGCAGUAAGAUGACUAUGGCUGCAACUACCACUGCUGUUGUUGCUUUCAGUGGAAUGACUGGGAAUUCAUCCACAGUAAACUUCUUAAGCUCUACUACAGCACCCAUCACCAGUAUCACCUCUGUGACCGGAACAGAUUACUACUCUUACUCUGACUACCCUGAAGAAGGCUUCGGGUUGUGCGCGUAUGAGCGACAUGCGGCCACUUUUCUGCCACCCCUCUACGCCAUUUUCUUCGUCCUGGGUCUUCUGGGUAACUCUCUGGUCAUCUGGGUCAUUACUUGUGGGGUGCGACUCCGCAGCAUGACAGAUGUGUGCCUCCUAAACUUGGCUGUUGCUGACUUCCUCUUGGUGUGUACCCUUCCCUUCCUAGCCCACCAAGCCCGGGACCAGUGGCGAUUUGGGGAUGGGAUGUGCAAAGUAGUCCUGGGUAUUUAUUACAUUGUGUUUUACUGUGGGAUCUUUUUCAUCAGUCUAAUGAGCAUCGACCGGUACCUUGCUAUAGUCCAGGCUGUUUACGCCCUGAGGGUACGGACGAGGUCCUUUGGAAUGAUUGCAGCUGCUGUCACUUGGAUUGCUGGAUUCUUUGCUUCUUUCCCUGACAUGAUCUUUCUCAAACAGCAGUCUUUCAAUAAUUCUACGUUCUGCUCCCCUGAAUAUCACACAGUUAACGCCCCUGCAUUCAGCUCUCACUUUUGGAGGGUCUUCAGCCUUUUUAAAAUGAACAUUUUGGGUCUGUUUGUCCCGAUUGUCAUCAUGGUUGUCUGCUACUCACAGAUUGUGUGGAGGCUGCUGUACAGCCAGUCAUCCAAGAAACAGGCCAUCCGUUUAGUUUUCAUAGUAGUCGCUGUUUUCUUCUGCUGCUGGGUCCCCUACAAUGUGGCAUCAUUUUUUAAAGCGCUGGAGCUAUUGGACAUCUAUACAUCAUGCGAAAGCAGCAAAGCCAUCACAUUGGCUUUACAAGUGACUGAGGCCAUCGCCUACUCUCACUGCUGCCUCAACCCCAUCCUGUACGUGUUUGUAGGGGAGAAGUUUAGGAAGCAUCUGCUGAGGUUGAUAAACAGAACUCCUUGCAGGCUGUGUCAGAUGGUCAAGGUCUGCAUACCUCAGGACAGAAUCUCAACAUCAGUCUACUCACAGACCUCCAGUCUGGACGAGAGGAGCACUGUUGUGUGAUGCGUGUUUCGGUCUGUGUGGUCGUCUCCAAGAUGAGGUCAUUUUUCUUGUGAAGUCAGAAAGAGGUAAUUCUAAUGCUCACUUCUCAUAGACUAUUUUAGGAUGUCAGGUUACUUAACGUUACAGUUGGGCUGCGGGGAAACGCAUACUAUGUAAAAUUUAUCGCUUAUUGUUCCUAAACACAACAUCCAGACUUGGCCUCUCUUUCUUUAGCUCAAUCAGACUGAUGCCCUUUUCCACCAAAAUUAGCCUGUGUAUGCAAAUUUUUUUAACAGGGGAGAAGCACUUAAAAAUAGGUAACAGACUGCCUUCCCAUUGCCAGCAGACCAGCGCCAUGCACACAGCUCUGCAGCAGUAUGCCAGUCUGUUUUUUUUUUCUGAUGUGUUAUGUUUGACGUCACAAACAGACCAUAAAACAGGUUAGUAAACAAUAGAAAGCAGGAUGGAGGCCAGUGAAGAUGUUAAAGGUGGUUACCUGUUCUUUAUAUGCUAAAAUUAGCAUGCCAAUCUGGGUGUCAGGUGUCUAUUUGCAUCAGAGCUGGAGCUGAUAAAUACCUGUGACUACUUCAGAGUCAUUUGUCCCCCAUGAGUGAAUGCCGAUCGUAACCUUUCCCACACAAAAGCCACAUGUUAGUGGGUGUUAGUGGAUUUUUGUCCAGUGGGAAAGGGGCUUAAUCAGAGAAAUAAAAGAUUAUUUAGAUUUAUUUUUAAGUGUUCUAAAGCACAAAUAAGCAUGCCCACACCUCCACACAACCCUACCUAAGGUGCUGCAUUGCUGGAUUUUGUCUGAAUUCAGCCUAAACGCAUGUUUCAUUUCAUCCUGUCCACUUCUAUGUGUGCAUGUGUGCGUGUGUGUGUGUGCACGCAGUGUGUGUGUAUCAAAAAGAUGCACAAACCUGCUGUUCACAUCCACAGAGCAGAGGAGAGAGACGGGGACAGCGAUGAAACCUUGGUCACUUAGCUGUUUUUUUUUUUUUUAAAAGUCCUGACCUUGCGUUGCUUUUAGCUGGGGGCUACGCACCACGUCCGAAAAGUUUACACCCACAAACAUCCAAAACAAACCAAAGUACUAAAAAAAUACAGGCAGAGGGCAGGUUCUCUGUAGAUACAGACACCGCCCCACACUUCUAGUGGGUCAUAGGUGAUGACUGCGGGCAGUUCCUUUUGUAUGAAUCUAUGCAUUGCUUUUUUUAGGAAGGUCAUGCAUAAAAUACUUCUAAUGAUAGGGUACAUUUUAGGUCUUGGAAGGGGAACUAGGUUAGCUAGUGACUGGUUAUUAAUAAUAUAGGGAAGUACAUGUGACUGUAUGUUAGCUUGAGCGACAUGAGGUUUAUGGUCUCAUGAUGUUGUCAUAUUAUACUUUUAUAAAUUCCACAGACAUACAAAUGUAUAAUGGAAUUGUACUGUAAAUAUGCUUUUAGAUAUAUAGAGAGAUAUUGUUUAUGAAUUACAUGUAGUUUUCCCUGAUUAAUAAUGCUACUGGCAGAAACUGAAUAAGAAACUGUGUCAACUACACCAGCUGUCAACGUCAGCAUCAGAAGCCUCAGUAACCUCAUUUCAUAUCAGCUGCCAAAAGAAACAACAGACGCACAGUGCUGCAACAAUCCAGAGGUGGACUCGGUUACUCACCAUUUCCUUGCAUUCAAUCAGAGCAAACACCAUUAAGUAAGAGAGGGGAAACAAAUAUUAACUUUGAUUGAUGAUGACCACUCUUACAAGUGCAUCGGUUUUGUGUGUAUCAGAGUGUUGCACAGCAAAAAGUCCCCGUUGCAGCUGGAAACACUUAUUGCAAGUUUCAUAGCAUAUGUACCGGUAGAUUUGCACCUAACCUCAACCUAGAGAAAACCACAACCUGACAAAGAGAGGAAGUGUAUAACCAAGCUGUCAGUUUAACCUUUGCAGUGUCUGUGCGCAGCAGAGCAUUUCACUGUCAAAUUUUGAAAAUGUCUCUGCAAAAUUUCUACUGAUAUUAAUCACCAUUUCACAAAAGAAGAAUCAUUACACUCUAUACUCUGUCAUGCAGACUGAAUAGGCAUCCCAUCCAGUCAAUUUACACUUCAAGUUUUUCAUUAGACUUUUUUUCCCAGUGGCUUCCUCCUUCUGAGCUUGUUCCUCCAAUCAAAAGGCUUCUUUAUAUACUGUACUGUUGUUGCUGGUUGAGCUGUUCAGCAUUUUUUUUUAAUAAAACAGAUUUUAUGUUAGUAUUCAA